AUGGUGAUGCCAACCUACAAGGCGUCAAAGCAGUUGCUGAUUAAAGUCACCAAGAAGCCCAGAGAAAAUCCUGCAAGCACAGCUGUUCCACUUACACUGACCCAGAUCCACCCUUCCACCAGGAUCUCAUCCAAGGCCAUGAGUGUUAUGGAUUCCUUCGUUGUCGACAUUGUUGAGCGCAUCGCCUCCGAGGCUUCUCACCUCAUUCACUACAACAAGCGCCACACCAUCUUGGCCAGGGAGAUCCAGAGCACCCGCCUCAUGCUGCCAGCAGAACUGGCCAAACACCCUGUCUCCGAAGACACCAAAGCGGUCACCAAGUACAACUCUGUUUAG
This is a messenger RNA of Carcharodon carcharias (great white shark), 336 nucleotides long. RefSeq names its product histone H2B-like. Bases 1 to 336 code for a protein of 111 amino acids. Gene Ontology annotation, cellular component: nucleosome. NCBI's taxonomy places the organism in Eukaryota, Metazoa, Chordata, Chondrichthyes, Lamniformes, Lamnidae. The transcript has a single exon. The record is from RefSeq and is a predicted model, not a curated record. Gene Ontology annotation, molecular function: structural constituent of chromatin; DNA binding; protein heterodimerization activity.